AUGCAAGGGAGGGUGGAGAGGAUGUUGGAAGUCAAAAACAGCAAUGACCAUGGCCUCCAUCAAGACGUUUCUCUGGUGCAACGCUUCAUGCUCACUACACGUGAGGAGCAGACUAGGGCACAGCAAUUCCUUCAAGAAGACGCGCAAUUUCUCAAGGAAAACAUGGCCAGCAUACAGAAAACACAAGAAACCCAGCUGAGCAUUAUGGAUGAAGUCUUGGAGGUGCUGAAGAGUAGCCCCCUUCUCCUUGAUGCAGCUACAGCCAUGAACCAACCCUUCAAUACGGCGCAUAUUCUUGUCCAAUGUUAUACCCGACAAAAGUCGACUAAGCAAGGAUACACACAAGCCGAUUUCCGCCGGGUAAUUCUAUCGAGGCUCAAUUCGAACCGGAAACGCAUGCAAUUCGAUGUCCAGGAGAAUUACAAUCAGGGAACCGUGAUGCUGUUGAUACAACAAGACCGCUGCGUCUACGUACUGACUUCUGAGGAUCUGGCUUCAUGGAUUAGAUGCCCAACAUCCCGCGUCCUGGUCAUCAACGGGAACAUGAACACGACGCAGUUCCGCUCCCCCUUGAGCUUCAUCUCCGCCAGACUCGUCUACACCCUUGAUCUGCUGCGUGAACGAACGCCACCAGGUCAGAACCAGGUUGCGGCCCUGCACUUCUUUUGCGGUGAACAUACCAAUCAAGACAAUGCAUCAAACUCAGCAGCCUUCAUCAUUCAGAAUCUCCUAGCACAGUUGCUGGAUGCAUUCAGGGACAUUGACCUGAUAGGCCUCAUUUCCCUCGGAGACUUCCAGGGGGAUGAUCUAGACGCAGUCUGCCAGCGAUUCAAAUGCGCCUUGAAGCUCCUCCCCGCCACCGCUGUGAUCUUCUGUAUUACCGACAAUCUGCCCUUCUAUCUGGUUGACGAGAAGGCCUCGGGGGACGCAGUGAUUCUGCUGCGGUGGUUACUUAGAUUGACACGCCGGCAGAGGAAGUCCCAGGAGGCGUCUGGGAGUGGCUGUACAUUUAAACUGCUUCUUACCGCAGCCGUGCAAUUCAUGGAGCCGGAGAUUAGUGCACUCGGACACGAAGACGUUAUGACGAUCCCUGUGACUGUCCCUCAAACUGGAGGAUUUACAGAUAUGAAAUGGGAGGCAUCCGUGGGGAAAGACGUAGAAAAGGGAGCCUGA
Molecule: messenger RNA, 1173 nt
Organism: Penicilliopsis zonata CBS 506.65
Lineage: Eukaryota; Fungi; Ascomycota; Eurotiomycetes; Eurotiales; Aspergillaceae
Exons: 3
Coding region: 1-1173 (390 amino acids)
Source: RefSeq, a predicted model, not a curated record